Lytechinus variegatus (green sea urchin) is the source of this 3030-nucleotide messenger RNA. It is a transcript of the gene lin54, whose product is annotated as protein lin-54 homolog. Gene Ontology annotation, cellular component: nucleus. Gene Ontology annotation, biological process: regulation of DNA-templated transcription. The record is from RefSeq and is a predicted model, not a curated record. NCBI's taxonomy places the organism in Eukaryota, Metazoa, Echinodermata, Echinoidea, Temnopleuroida, Toxopneustidae. The transcript has 11 exons. The coding region runs from base 261 to 2408 and encodes 715 amino acids.
AAUUACAAUAGGCCGAAUGGAGAGAAGACCAUUGAUCGGCGCGUGAUUUUGAACAAAUGGAUGGUAAAGAUGUCCUCGAUUAAAAUUUUUCUAAAAUGGCCAGUGAACAAUAUGUGAUUCCUGAAAAAAUGUUGAAGGAAAAUGUUGCAAGUAGCUGAUGGCAUUAUUUAUAGAGUGCUUGGAAUUCCAGCUUGAGUGCUCGGUAAAAGCGUCAGCAAUCUGCUGAUUAAGUAUACCUUGCCGAUAAUUAAUUGGACAUCAUGGCUGCAAAUGGUGAGAAAACUGCAGGUGAGACGAAUGGCAGUGAGGCUUCAGGAAACAUCCUGAUAAAACCUGAUGGUGAUCACCAGGGUCAAAGUGGCAACCAGGCUGCAGGAACAGUUCGUCUUGUGAGUGGAGCCACAGGUGGAGGUGGGGGUGUCCCCGUGCAAGUCCUGACCCCUCAGAUGCUAGCGAGCCUCUCACAGCAAGGACUCAUCAUCCAAAACGACGGCGAUAGCAAAGGAAUCCUGCAAGCCGUCAAACGGGCACUGCCAUCAUCUUCUGCAGAGCAAACUGUAACAAAGGUUGUGAUCACGCGCAACCCUGGGAACAAGACGUCCUCUGCGAACGCGUCCGGCACGAACCCUUCUUUUAAAUUGCAAGGCGAUUCCAAGCUGCUGGGGAGUGGGUCGCCCAUUAAGGUCAUAACUGUGUCACAAGGAAGCAACAUUCCAAAGGGUGUGGUCAUUGCAAGCUCACCUAGUAAACAGACUAUCGCUCCAUCAAAUAAGAUUGCACUACCUCCCGUCAAAAGCCCUGGAAAGACAAUCAUGCUCGCGAGUUCCACAACGCCGAAAAAGAUUGCACCUGCAUCAAACUCUGGCACAGUGGGGCAGACUAUUUUAGUAAAGGGGAGCAUGGGUUCGACUCCAGGAACAAUCACAUUGAGCUCGGGGGCUGUAGCCAAGGUCAUCAAUGUUAUGAACACAACUGUUGCCUCAUCACAGGUAUCUGGAGUCGCUCCUGGCUCGGCUGUCCCCGUUCAGAUCCACACCGCAGGUCAAGUGCAGCCCCAGCUAACCCCAGGUGUGACCACCCUCAGACCAGCGGGCAAUCUCCCUGGUCAAGGGAAUGUCCAAGCGGUCAGUAUGCCAGGGAAAUCAUUUCCAAUUGUCCGACUCGUGACUGUUUCAACAAACACCACCACCACUGCAACACAAGCUAAGCCAGUCAUCCAGCUGGCCAACGCCAAGCCCAUCGCUCCAGCCCCUGUCAUAGCUCAAGCCCCAGCCCCCGCUCAGGCCCAAACCCUCUCUUCCUUGACCACACUGACCUCCACUGGUCAAGUUGGAGGGGCAGCCCCUAGAACUAUCAACAUACCCAUAGCACCGGCUCAGAAUGUCAACAAAGGCGCUGUACAAGGAGGGACUGGUAACCAGCCACGGUUCAUCAUGCCGGCCAAUGCCCAAGUGAAGAUCAUUAAUGCAGGAAAACUGGCACCAGGCACCACGCUGUUAUCGGCAGGCGGUAAUCUACUGCAGAGCUACGCCGUGAUACCGGCUCACUACCUUUCACAGACGGCGUCGAGUCAAGCGCAGGCGACCACCCAGUCCAGUUCUUCCUCCUCAUCCUCCUCCCAAUCCAGUAGCACCAGCAACAUCCAGCCAUCACAGCCCCAGCCGGCCCCCAUCAAACACCCCAGCACAGCCAAUAACGGGAUGUUGGCUGGAGAUGGGACUGGAAACAGGCCACGCAAACCUUGCAACUGCACCAAAUCUCAGUGCCUAAAACUGUACUGCGACUGCUUUGCCAACGGAGAGUUCUGCCGCAACUGCAAUUGCAACAACUGCCUCAACAACUUGGAUCACGAAGACGAGCGAACCAAGGCGGUCAAGGCGUGCCUGGACAGGAACCCUAUGGCCUUUCACCCCAAGAUAGGCAAGGGGCAAAACGGUCAGACUAACAGACGGCACAACAAGGGGUGCAACUGCAAGCGAUCGGGAUGCCUGAAGAAUUACUGUGAAUGCUACGAGGCCAAGAUCCUGUGCUCCUCUCAUUGCAAAUGUGUCGGGUGCAAGAACUUUGAGGAGAGUCCAGAGCGCAAGACCCUGAUGCACCUGGCCGAUGCGGCGGAGGUCCGGGUCCAGCAGCAGACCGCCGCUAGGACCAAGCUCUCCUCGCAGCUCCAAGACUACCCAACCAAGACCAGAGAGUUCAGCGAUACAGGAGAGAGGUUACCAUUUUCAUUCAUCACCAAAGAGGUGGCAGAGGCAACGCUCCAGUGUCUGAUGGCUCAAGCCGAUGAGAGCGAGCGAAGUAACCACAGCUCGGCCUAUGCGGAAUCUCUUAUCUUAGAAGAGUUUGGACGCUGCAUACUUCAGGUUAUCCACUCUGCCAGUAAAGCAAAAGGUGUGAAUCCUGAGUAGUGUCUUCCAAGUUCUUGUGAAUACUCUAUCAGCGUAGAUUCAUCACCAGGGGAGCAUUUCAUCAACUUUAAGUGUCCGACAAGUUGUCAGCUCUGACAGUUUUCCUUGAAUCUGAUUGGCAGAGAAGCACAGUUACUAUGGCAACUGUUGGAUGAAAUAGGACUUGUCGGGUGUAAAACAUCUGACAAGUCCUUCCAUGAAAUCCUCCCCAGAUAUCUCCAGUACAGAAUACAUCACGGCAACUACCAGGCUUGUAUCAUACUAGGGCUCCUUGAACAUAAUUCUUCCAAUCAGGGAGGUGUUUCACAAAGAUUUAACUGUGGCUAAUGACGCAUGGCAUGAAGGUUGCGAUCAAUUGCAAGUCUAUUUUCAAUCCCUGAAUAAUUCAUCUGUCUUGUACUUGAUGUAAAUUUGUGAUCGAUUGCCGAUCUGCUUCUUGUAAGAAGGAGUGUAAUGCAGGGGCCGUUUCAUAAGUUGUUCGCAAGUUAAGAGCGACUUUAAGAACUACUGGUGAUCCUUUCUCGUGGUAAAUGAUAACCAAAAAAUUUCAUUUGCGAUGGUUUAGCACAUAAGAAAGGUUCACCAGUUGUUCUCAAAGUCGCUCUUAACUUACGAACAGCUC